Molecule: messenger RNA, 2600 nt
Organism: Nannospalax galili (Upper Galilee mountains blind mole rat)
Lineage: Eukaryota; Metazoa; Chordata; Mammalia; Rodentia; Spalacidae
Gene: Tfcp2
Product: transcription factor CP2
Biological process (GO): positive regulation of transcription by RNA polymerase II
Cellular component (GO): nucleus
Molecular function (GO): DNA-binding transcription activator activity, RNA polymerase II-specific; RNA polymerase II cis-regulatory region sequence-specific DNA binding
Source: RefSeq, a predicted model, not a curated record
UGAUGUCCUCGCAUUGCCCAUUUUUAAGCAAGAAGAGUCAAGCUUACCUCCUGAUAAUGGGAAUGAAAUUCUACCUUUUCAGUAUGUUCUUUGUGCUGCCACCUCUCCAGCAGUGAAGCUCCAUGAUGAGACCCUGACAUAUCUCAAUCAAGGACAGUCUUAUGAAAUCCGAAUGCUAGACAAUAGGAAACUUGGAGAACUUCCUGAAAUUAAUGGCAAGUUGGUGAAGAGUAUAUUCCGUGUAGUAUUCCAUGACAGAAGGCUGCAGUAUACUGAACAUCAGCAGCUGGAGGGCUGGAGGUGGAACCGACCAGGAGAUAGGAUUCUUGACAUAGAUAUCCCAAUGUCUGUGGGUAUAAUUGAUCCCAGGGCCAAUCCCACUCAGCUAAACACAGUGGAGUUCCUGUGGGACCCUGCCAAGAGGACGUCUGUGUUUAUUCAGGUGCACUGCAUUAGCACAGAGUUCACUAUGAGGAAGCAUGGUGGAGAAAAGGGGGUGCCAUUCCGAGUGCAAAUUGAUACUUUCAAGGAGAAUGAGAGUGGGGAGUACACUGAGCACCUGCACUCAGCCAGCUGCCAGAUCAAAGUCUUCAAGCCCAAAGGUGCAGACAGAAAACAAAAAACAGAUAGAGAAAAAAUGGAGAAACGAACACCCCACGAGAAGGAGAAAUAUCAGCCUUCCUAUGAGACAACCAUACUCACAGAGUGUUCUCCAUGGCCCGAGGUCACCUACGUCAACAAUUCCCCCUCUCCUGGCUUCAACAGUUCCCAUAGCAGUUUCUCUCUCGGGGAAGGAAAUGGCUCACCAAAGCACCAGCCAGAGCCUCCCCCUCCAGUAACAGAUAACCUCUUGCCAACAACCACACCUCAGGAAGCACAGCAGUGGUUGCAUCGAAACCGGUUUUCCACAUUCACAAGGCUUUUCACCAACUUCUCAGGGGCAGAUUUAUUAAAGUUAACUAGAGAUGAUGUGAUCCAAAUCUGUGGCCCUGCAGAUGGAAUCAGACUUUUUAAUGCACUGAAAGGCCGGAUGGUGCGUCCAAGGUUAACCAUUUAUGUCUGUCAGGAAUCCUUGCAGUUGAGGGAGCAGCAGCAGCAACAGCAACCACAACAGAAGCAGGAGGAUGGAGAUUCAAAUGGUUCUUUCUUUGUGUACCAUGCUAUCUACCUUGAAGAACUGACAACCGUUGAAUUAACAGAAAAAAUUGCUCAGCUUUUCAGCAUUUCUCCUCGUCAGAUCAGCCAGAUUUACAAGCAGGGGCCAACAGGAAUCCAUGUGCUCAUCAGUGACGAGAUGAUACAGAACUUUCAGGAAGAAGCCUGUUUUAUUCUGGACACAAUGAAAGCAGAAACCAGUGAUGGCUAUCAUAUCAUUCUGAAGUAGGAGCAGGAGCGAGGCUUUCCACAUUCAGUGGCUGCUGCUUCCUUUACCUCUUGAAGGCUGCCCUUUUGAAGGGAGCAUGUGUAGAGACUGAAGAUCUACAGGAACCUGACUCAUCUGACUGUUGAGGGUGGGGAGGUAGGAGGUCCAGACCUGAAGCAGAAUCCCAGUCUCCAGUGUUGACCAAGCUCUAUGGCACCCACAGAUUGCUACCCAAUACAGAGUUCUUCAGCAGUUUUUUUAGUUUCUGGCUCCUGUUGAACUCUACAUCAUUUAGCGUGUAUGGAGGACAUGGUGGUGAUGGGAAUGGGGUGCUGUUUCAUGGAAAGAUGUUCCAUUUUGUGAUGUGGGGCUGUGUAUUUUUUUCUAAUAUGAAAGUGAACAUCUAGGGGCUGGAGAGAUCACUCAGCUUAAGAGCAAUGACUGCUCUUGAAGGGGACCUGGGUUUGAUUCCCAACACCCACUUCGUGGCUAACAACUGCCUGUAAUCAUAGUUCUAGGAGAUCUGAUGCCCUCUUUUGAAAUAAAUAAUGUAGAGAUCCCUAACUACAGGGAUGGCCAUGUAGCUUGUAGGGAGUGAUGCGUUCAGGCCUGUAUUCACCAUCUGAUACCACCAAGUGCUACUGUUGUUGCCUAUUCUACCAUCAUUUCUUACUGGGGCUUUUCUGGGGAAACUGAUGAAUUAUCCACUGAAAGAAAGAAACCAUACCUAAAUAAUGAUGAACAAUACCUACAAAACAAAAAUAUAUCUGCUUCCUAAGUGGAUCACCUACCGCAGUCACAGAAUUGGAGAUGGGGAAGGAUUUUCUGUAACUCCCAAAUUUAUUGUUCUUGAAUGACACUGUCAAGCUGUUCAUUUACAAGCGAGUUGUCCCAACACUACUUUCCCUCUGCACACCUUGUUUUGGCAUAGGGUGUUCUUUUACACAUGAAGUCUUCUUCCACGUAAGCUUUACAAAAGAUAGCCUUCCUUUCCCAGUGUCCUAUCUUUUGUUUUUCCUUGCAAAUGAGUCUGUCUGUGUACAGAUGCAUAACACGUAGCAUCAUGGAUCUUCUUUCUUGUAUAAAGUUUUAUCUAGAUUUUGUUGAGAUGAACAAAGAUAAUGUUAAAAGAUUCUGUAUUAAAUUUGAAUUUAUGUGUGUUCUUGAAGCAUUUGAUAAAGUUUAAAUGUUUGUUACACAGAUUUUUUUUCAUUCAUUAAAAUCAACCUGCAAUGUG